UAAAACUCGUAAUAGUAAUAACUCUCUCUCUAUCUCUAUAUAUAAAACCUCUAUAGAUUCCAUCCAUCCUCUUAUCUCUCUCUUCUCAUUCUCUCUAUCCCUUGUGUGUCGGUGAUCAGAUCUCCCCUCUCGAUUCUCUCUCCCCUCCCUGCCGACGAAACCGUGCGUUCGAAGCAAAGCCGGAGGAAUCGAGAGGUGAAUGAGAAAUUGGCCCGCGAUUCUGUCUCUGUCGGUGAAGGUUCCCGGAGCAGAAGCCUCGCGAUUCUGGAGCAGUUCUCGGUGGGGCCAAUGCGGCUGAUCUGAUCCUCCAUCAAUCUCGAAAUUUUGAUUGAAAUCUGGAACGAUCUCUCAUGAUGAUGCAGCAAGAUCCUCUGCGUAAAAAGAACAAUCUGGAGACGGAGUUCUUUUCUGACUACGGGGACGCCACCAGAUUCAAAAUCCAAGAAGUGAUCGGCAAAGGAAGCUACGGAGUCGUUUGCUCUGCCAUAGACACCCUCACCGGCGAGAAAGUAGCCAUUAAGAAAAUACACGACAUCUUCGAGCACAUAUCAGACGCCGCGAGGAUUCUGCGCGAGAUAAAGCUCCUCAGGCUCCUGAGACAUCCGGACAUAGUCGAGAUCAAGCACAUCAUGCUCCCUCCUUCGAGAAGAGAGUUCAAAGAUAUCUACGUUGUGUUUGAGCUCAUGGAGUCUGAUCUUCAUCAAGUUAUUAAAGCCAACGAUGAUUUGACUAAAGAGCAUUACCAGUUUUUCCUGUAUCAGUUGUUGCGUGCUCUCAAGUACAUUCACACAGCUAAUGUCUACCACAGAGAUCUGAAGCCAAAGAACAUUUUGGCGAAUGCAAACUGUAAACUUAAGAUUUGUGAUUUUGGAUUGGCGAGAGUUGCGUUCAAUGAUACCCCCACAACAAUCUUCUGGACAGAUUAUGUUGCUACAAGAUGGUAUAGAGCUCCUGAGCUUUGUGGAUCUUUCUACUCCAAGUAUACACCUGCAAUUGAUAUCUGGAGUAUAGGCUGCAUUUUUGCGGAAGUGUUGAUGGGAAAACCACUUUUCCCUGGGAAGAAUGUGGUUCACCAGCUUGAUCUUAUGACUGACCUGCUUGGGACACCUUCCCUUGACACCAUCUCCAGAGUGAGGAAUGAGAAGGCGAGGAGGUACUUGACAAGCAUGAGGAAAAAGCCACCUAUUCCGUUUACUCAGAAGUUCCCAAACGCAGAUCCUCUGUCUUUGAAGCUGUUGGAGAGGCUUCUUGCUUUCGAUCCAAAAGACCGACCAACUGCUGAAGAGGCGCUUGCUGAUCCAUAUUUCAAAGGAUUAGCGAAAGUGGAGAGGGAGCCUUCAUGUCAGCCCAUUACGAAGAUGGAGUUUGAGUUCGAGAGAAGAAAAGUCACUAAAGAGGAUAUCAGAGAGCUAAUAUCUAGAGAGAUACUUGAGUACCAUCCUCAGCUGCUAAAAGAUCACAUGAACGGAGCUGAUAAAACCAAUUUUCUCUAUCCAAGUGCUGUUGAUCAGUUUAGGAGACAGUUUGCACAUCUUGAAGAAAACAGUGGCAAAACUGGCCCUGUUGCACCUCUAGAAAGGAAACAUGCCUCUCUUCCCAGAUCAACAGUUAUACACUCAACCACAGUUGCACGAGGAGGACAACCGAAAUUUAUGAACAACACAAACACAUUGAGCCCUGAAACUACUCAAAACAUUCCUCUUAAUCAUCAUCAUCAUGCUGCAGCAGUACAAGCACAGCAAAGAAACCUCUCAGCUGCAAAACCAAGCACAUUCAUGGGUCCAGUGGCGCCUUUUGACAACGGUAGAAGCAGUAGAGAUGCAUAUGACCCGAGAUCAUUCAUCCGCAGCACUACCAGUACUACUCUUCCCUUUCAACAGCAGUCUGCAUCAACAGUCUCCAUGGGAAGGCAACAAGAGAGGAGAACAACAACAACAACCAUGGAGUCUGAGAAGCAGGCAAGACAAAUACAUCAGUACAAUAGAUACGUCGCACCAGAUGUAGCCAUCAACAUAGAUAGCAACCCGUUUGUCAUGGCUCGAACCACUGGAAUGAUGCACAAGGCGGAAAACAUGAGUGUUGAUCACCGGAUCAUAAUCGAUACGAAUCUGUUACAGGCGACAGCAGGAAUAGGAGUUGCUGCGGCGGCUGCGGCAGCCGCUCCCGGUGGUUCUGCUCACCGGAAAGUUGGAGCUGUUCGGUACGGCAUGUCAAAGAUGUACUAGAAGUCUUAGAUCACACAGGAACAUCAUAAAUAAAUGGAUGUUAUAUUCUGACAUAUAGAGUUGGACAGGGAAGGUUCUGAUUUUUCUCACGUCUAAAAAGAACCGACGGCUACAGAGGAUGUAUCAGCGUGGACUGUGGGUGCUAAUGAUGAUGGAUGUUUCAUGGCAGCAACCGAUGCAUGUGGUAGUGGGAGCCCAUUUCACAGAGAACUUUGUUCUUCCAAAGUCAAAGAAAGCUGCUUUGUCACUUGAUUGUAUCUGUAGCCAAACAAUUGGUGUGUAUGUAUAUAUUUUGUUGUAUAGAAUCUGAGUUGUUUAAAUUAAAUAAAUUUGAGAAUUUUCUUUUAAAGAUAUUAAUAUAAAUUAAUUUGAGGAUA
Messenger RNA from Raphanus sativus (radish), 2602 nucleotides. Its product is annotated as mitogen-activated protein kinase 20. NCBI's taxonomy places the organism in Eukaryota, Viridiplantae, Streptophyta, Magnoliopsida, Brassicales, Brassicaceae. Gene Ontology annotation, molecular function: ATP binding; MAP kinase activity. Gene Ontology annotation, biological process: protein phosphorylation; intracellular signal transduction. The record is from RefSeq and is a predicted model, not a curated record. The transcript is spliced from 10 exons. Gene Ontology annotation, cellular component: cytoplasm; nucleus. Bases 351 to 2225 code for a protein of 624 amino acids.